Messenger RNA from Carya illinoinensis, 730 nucleotides. RefSeq lists its product as uncharacterized. The coding region runs from base 99 to 593 and encodes 164 amino acids. Lineage: Eukaryota; Viridiplantae; Streptophyta; Magnoliopsida; Fagales; Juglandaceae. The record is from RefSeq and is a predicted model, not a curated record. The transcript has a single exon.
AUCGUUUAUUAUCCUUCUAUAUAAGCUACUCUGUUUUCCUACUCUCAGUAGCAGAUUAUUGAAUUUAGAGAGAGAUAAGAGAGAGUAAGGCGGUGAAAAUGGAGUCAUUGAGAGGAAUACGGAAGGCGAUCGCCAUCUACACGCCGUUGAUCUUGAUUGCGCUCAUCGGAGAAUUGGAUUCCCACGAAUUGCGGCCGUCGUACCACGGACUCGACUAUCAGAGCUCUGCAGCGGGGGCGGGACAAGAGUCGGCGUCGGGGAUGAGGUCGUUCUUCGGCGGAUCUUCUUCUCCGACGUCGACCUCCUCAAGCGUGGCGAUGCCGAAGGCCAUGAACUCCAACUCCACUAACAACGACAGGUCGUGGUGGGGCGGCGAUACUGCCCGUGGGAGAGAUCACGUGAGGGAGGUGCUGCUGGUGGCGACCGUAGCGUGCGGCAUAACAGGUGUCGUUUUGUUAGUGGUCUCCACUCUGAUUUGCGUGUUGAAAUCCCGACGACAAAGAUCACUGCCGGUGCCACCACCAACUUCGGCGGAGGCAUCAUCAUGUCAUGAUACUGAGAAUAAGUUGCAGAUAGUGGUUCGUGAUUCUUAAGAAUGAAGCAUUUUGCUUUCUUUUUCUUAAGAAUGAAGCAUUUUGCUUUCUUUUUCUUUGCUUUUUGUUAUCCAAUUCAGGUCAGAGGAAAAUAUUCCAAUUUUCCUUCGUAAUUCACAUAUUUUUCUCUUCUUUAA